GCCCCAGGCUAAUACAGAACUCUAUUUCGGGCCCUGUCAGAAAGUGGAGGUGGCUCCUUUGAGGCCUUCGUGCACUAGUUCUGGUUCACAUAUGAGAAGAAAGAGUGUGAAAAAAAAACAUGGGGUCCGAAUUGGAGAACCUAAAUCCAAGUGCCAGAAUAAUGACAUUCCGUCCAACUAUGGAAGAAUUUAAAAAUUUCAGCCGUUAUGUUGCCUAUAUAGAGUCUCAAGGAGCCCAUAGAGCUGGACUGGCAAAGAUUGUUCCUCCUAAGGAAUGGAAGCCACGCACAUGGUAUGAUGAUAUUGAUGAUCUGGUCAUCCCUGCUCCCAUUCAGCAAGUGGUUACUGGCCAGUCAGGCCUCUUCACUCAGUAUAACAUCCAGAAGAAACCUAUGACAGUCCGAGAAUUCAGGAGGAUAGCAAAUAGCGACAAGUACUUUACUCCUCGGUAUACAGAUUUUGAAGAUCUUGAACGCAAGUACUGGAAGAAUCUCACUUUCAAUGCUCCCAUCUAUGGGGCAGAUGUUAAUGGCACACUCUAUGACAAGCAUAUAACUGAGUGGAAUAUUGGUCAUCUGAAUACAAUUCUGGAUAUAGUAGAAAAUGAAAGUGGUAUUACCAUUGAGGGAGUGAAUACGCCUUAUCUCUACUUUGGGAUGUGGAAAACUUCCUUUGCCUGGCACACGGAGGACAUGGACCUGUACAGUAUAAAUUAUCUGCAUUUUGGAGAACCCAAGUCCUGGUACUCUAUUCCUCCAGAGCAUGGGAAGCGGUUGGAGCGUCUUGCUAAAGGAUUCUUUCCUGGAAGUGCUCAGAGUUGUGAAGCUUUUCUCCGUCACAAAAUGACCUUGAUCUCACCAUCAAUAUUGAAGAAAUAUGGCAUCCCAUUUGACAAAGUGACUCAGGAAGCAGGUGAAUUCAUGAUAACUUUUCCUUAUGGAUAUCAUGCUGGUUUUAAUCAUGGCUUCAACUGUGCUGAAUCUACUAAUUUUGCCACACUUCGUUGGAUUGAGUAUGGAAAGCAGUCUGUUUUGUGCUCAUGCCGAAAGGACAUGGUCAAAAUCUCCAUGGAUGUCUUUGUGAGGAAAUAUCAGCCUGAUCGUUACAAGCUCUGGAAAGCUGGGAAAGAUGUGACAGCCAUUGAUCAUACUCUUCCCACACCAGAAGCAACUGAGUUCUUCUUUAAGGGCGAAUUCCUUCAAAAAGUUAAGAAUGAGAAGCAGUGCCCUGAAGAAACUGAAACAGAGGAAGAAUGCAAAGCAGAUGAAGAUAUGGAGAGAAAAAAUGUCCCAAAGCAUCGCAUUGGAAGCAAGCGGCACCGAGUCUGCUUAGAAGUUCCUCAUGAGGUGAGCCAAAGCGAGUCCUUUCCCAAGGAGGAAAUGCUCCCAGUGCAAUUUGAGAUGGAGGAAGCAGCCCCUCCAGUUGGACCUGCUAGAGAGCCUGUACAGCAAGGGGAUGAAGGGCUUGCACCUCCAGAAUAUGCAGAUUCCUCUGAAGUAAAAUUUGAAGAACUGAAAAAUGUUAAACUAGAUGACGAUGAUGAUGAUGAGGAGGAGGAGGAGGAGGAAGAAGAAGAGGAACCAGAAGCAGCUGUUUUAGAUCUUUCCAUUUCACAUUCUGUGUCUUCAGUUUUGACCCAAUCUACUAUGAAACCAAGCCCAGUGUCCAGCCUUCAGUCUAGCUCUUCUUUUUGUUCUGGCUCUUCAGAUUCUGAACCCCCUGAUCUUUCCAGGCAGUUGGUUGACCAAACUGAAGUUCUCACAGUUCAUAGUUAUGCUAAGGAAGAGAUGAAUGUCAUCGAGAUAGAACAGCCUUCCCGGAAGAAAACCAGUUCCACAGCUCGUGUGGAUGAACAGGAGCUUGCAAAAAUGGCAAAGGAGUACAUCAGAUCUGUAAAGGAUCAUAAGAAGUCAAAAGGACGUCGCCAGCCCUUGACCAAACUCCCACGUCAUCACCCAUUGUUGGUUAAAGAUAGCCUUAGUGAUGAUGAAAUGUCGGAGCAGUUAACACCUGAAGAAGAAACUGAAGAGAUGGAAGCAUGGGCCAAACCUCUCAGCCAACUGUGGCAGAAUCGUCCUCCAAACUUUGAAGCGGAAAAGGAGUAUAAUAUUGCCAUGGCUCAGCAGGCCCCCUAUUGUGCAGUGUGCAUGCUCUUUCAAACCUACCAGGCAGAUUGUGGAAGUCAGAGCUUACAAGCAGUUCCAAAUGCUGCUAAUGGAAAGAUGAGAACUAAGCCCCUCAUCCCUGAGAUGUGUUUUACUACCACUGGCUGUAGCACAGAUGUCAAUCUCUCUACCCCAUAUCUGGAGGAAGAUGGGACCAGUAUUCUGAUCACAUGCAAUCACUGUCAGGUCCGGGUCCAUGCCAGUUGUUAUGGAGUAGCCCCAGAGAAGGCAACUGAAGAUUGGAAAUGCUCCAGAUGCAAAGCCAAUGCUUUGGAAGAGGAUUGCUGCUUAUGCUCACUUCGUGGAGGUGCACUUCAAAAAGCCAAUGAUAACAAGUGGGUACAUGUUAUGUGUGCUGUGGCAGUUCUGGAGGCCAAAUUUAUAAACAUUGCCCAGCGUAGUCCAGUUGAUGUCAGCAAAAUCCCACUGCAACGCUUCCGACUGAAAUGUGUCUUCUGUAAGAAGAGGCGGAAGAGAAUCGCUGGUUGUUGCAUGCAGUGCUCUCAUGGCCGCUGUCCUACAUCUUUCCAUGUCAGCUGCGCCCAGGCAGCUGGAGUCAUGAUGCAGCCAGACGACUGGCCGUUUGUAGUCUUCAUUACCUGCUUUCGACAUAAAAUUCCAUCUCAAGCAGAACGUGCUAAGGCCGGUCUACAGGAUCUUGCUGUGGGGCAGCCUGUGAUAAGCAAGCACAAGAAUGGACGUUUCUAUCAAUGUGAAGUGAUCAAUCUGACAAAAGAAACAUUUUAUGAGGUCAACUUUGAUGAUGGCUCCUUCAGUGAUAACCUAUAUCCAGAAGAUAUUGUGACUCGAGAUUGCCUCCAGCUUGGUCCUCCACCUCCAGGAGAAGUUGUUCAAGUGAGAUGGACAGAUGGCCAGGUCUAUGGAGCUACAUUUGUGGCUUCUCAUGUCAUCCAGAUGUACCAGGUGGAGUUUGAAGAUGGAUCCCAGCUGAUGGCAAAAAGGGAUGAUGUGUAUACACUUGAUGAAGAACUUCCUAAAAGAGUCAAGUCAAGGCUGUCUGUUGCCUCUGACAUGCGCUUCACAGAGAUCUUCACGGAGAAAGAAGUCAAACAAGAGAGAAAAAGACAGAGGGUGAUCAACUCGCGCUAUCGUGAGGAUUACAUCGAGCCUGCACUGUACCGGGCCAUUAUGGAGUAGUAGUUUGCAGCAGGAUUGCAGUGACCACCCCAAAAUGGAUUCUAGCACCCCAGCACAGCAGAAGCCAAACAGACAGUCUUCAUAUCCCACUUUUUUUAAAAAAAGAAAGAAAGAAAUGAGAUAAGCUUAUCUGACUCUGUAGCACCUUGAACAUAUGGAUUUCGCUUUACUGGCAAACUCCAAGGCUAUCAUUUCGGAGCACAUCUUUGAGUUCAUGAAGCAUUUGGCUCAUACCAGCUCGAUGACUUCGCCGUUAGCUGUGAGUUUCUUCAUUCAAUACAAACUGUUCUUUGACAGAAGGAUAACUUUCCAUUACCACCCAAGGAGUAGCCCAGAUAGUCGUAGUGCUAAAAAUGACUUUCCCCAUUUUUCCUGGAUUAAAUAUCUAUUUCUGGGGGACAUUCUGAGCUCAUCCUGCCUGCAGAAAGCUGGUGAUGUUACUGGUGCUUGACAAUGGAUUCCUUUUUAUAUUUA
Molecule: messenger RNA, 3797 nt
Organism: Protobothrops mucrosquamatus (brown spotted pit viper)
Lineage: Eukaryota; Metazoa; Chordata; Lepidosauria; Squamata; Viperidae
Gene: KDM4A
Product: lysine demethylase 4A
Exons: 22
Coding region: 120-3323 (1067 amino acids)
Biological process (GO): chromatin remodeling
Cellular component (GO): nucleus
Molecular function (GO): histone H3K9 demethylase activity; histone H3K36 demethylase activity
Source: RefSeq, a predicted model, not a curated record